Micropterus salmoides (largemouth bass) is the source of this 1714-nucleotide messenger RNA. It is a transcript of the gene senp8, whose product is annotated as SUMO peptidase family member, NEDD8 specific. Gene Ontology annotation, molecular function: deNEDDylase activity; cysteine-type peptidase activity. The record is from RefSeq and is a predicted model, not a curated record. Gene Ontology annotation, biological process: proteolysis. Bases 351 to 1016 code for a protein of 221 amino acids. The transcript is spliced from 2 exons. Lineage: Eukaryota; Metazoa; Chordata; Actinopteri; Centrarchiformes; Centrarchidae.
CACAACACAUGUUUUAGAUGAUGGUUAAACCAAAUAUGAGCGUCUAUUUUGGGUUUAUAUAAGAGUGUCUUGACGAGUUGCUCUGAUUUUUAAAUACGUGGCUUGUCUUUCCUCGUAUAUGGUUAACUAAACAAUCUAAUGCACCGAUAACUUUUCAAUCCUUGUAGGUAAUGAACCGGACUUUCAGUAAAUGUCCUGCGCGCGCAGGUACUCUGUCGCAAAAUGUUUAAGGUCUUCUUGCAGCGGUUUACGUUAGUCAUUACAAUGAGGGGAAAGAAGGCAGUUUUCGUGGUUAUUUUUAUUUAAAUGUGUCUUUUGCAGACUGACUGACUCUCUGACUGUAUUGGAGGAUGGACCCUGUAGUGUUGAGCUACCGGGACAGCCUGUUGCGGCGCUCUGAUGUGUCUUUACUUGAAGGACCUUACUGGCUGAAUGACCAAGUCAUUGGUUUUGCCUUUGAGUACUUUGCUGCUGAGCGCUUCAGAGUCCUGGGCGAGACCAUCAUCUUCAUCAGCCCGGAGGUCACCCAGUUCAUUAAGUGUGCUUCUUGCCCUGAUGAGUUAGCCUUAUUUUUGGAGCCACUGGAUCUUGCCUCUCGUCAGUGGGUCUUCCUAGCUGUUAAUGACAACUCAAACCAGACCGCAGGGGGAUCACACUGGAGCCUUUUGGUGUACCACCACAACUCAAACCACUUUUCCCACUAUGACUCUCAAAACGGCAGCAAUUCACUACACGCACGGCGCAUUGCCAGCAAGUUAGAGCCUUUCUUGGGUGCAGGGAGAAAAGCACUGUUUGUGGAGGAGCCUUGCCCAUCACAGCAGAACAGCUAUGACUGCGGUAUGUAUGUUAUCUGUAUCGCGGAGGCCUUAUGCGAGAAGGCCAGGGUGGAGGGUUCGCCACGCCUUCCUGUGCAAAUCAUCACCCCAGCCUACAUCACCCAGAAGAGGGCUGAAUGGUGCAGACUGAUCCAGAGUCUAGCUCAGAAUGACCUCUGCUGCUCACUGUCUUUUCCUUAGCAUGUUGAUUACCCCUUACUAUAUGCAGAAGAUGUAUCAGCCUCUACAUAUCUACUGCUGGAGCAUCUGAAUUAACUCCUUGAAUACAGUAUAUAACUAUAUAUGAAGUAUAUUUCUAUUGCAGUCUCUGUCAUACUCCGUAAUAGGAAAAAAAAGCUUAAAAAGAUAAAGCACUGUUACAAAUCUUUAAUGAUUCUUUGAACACUUGGUGUCAUGUUUAUGCUUUGUAUAUGCACAGCAACAUACAAUAUAUAAACAAGAACACCAGCAUGCCUAUUUAAGGAAUUUACUCCCUUGUACAUAAGUGAGGAUGGAGAAGAUGUCACGUGGAAGACGAGGCACAGACUUUUCUUUUCCCCAUUAUAUUAUUUUGGGGCAAAUGUAGAAAUGUUUACAGAUUAUUGCUCAGGGUCAUUUUAAAUGAACAAGAAUUGACAAUAAGAAUGUGCAUCUUCACUUUGGCUCCUCCUUUAUGUUGUAUUUGUUCUGGUCAUGUAUUCAGUUUGAACAGUCUAUAACUACAAACUUUUAGUUUUGAAAUUGUAUGGAGGUAAGAAAUACUGUGCUGUGAGUGUUUAUGAGACAGGGCCAUAGUGAGUGGUGGUAGUGGAAUGUAUGUUAUCAUAAAAAGCGAGUAUUAAAAUUAAUUGUUGAUCUAAUAAACUUGACCAAUGUCAUGUUUUUGGUGACAAAACUGA